Molecule: messenger RNA, 2326 nt
Organism: Papaver somniferum (opium poppy)
Lineage: Eukaryota; Viridiplantae; Streptophyta; Magnoliopsida; Ranunculales; Papaveraceae
Exons: 3
Coding region: 1-600 (199 amino acids)
Source: RefSeq, a predicted model, not a curated record
AUGACAAUCUAUAUAAACCCGUCAUGGGUCAUAAGAAAUCACAUCAAUUCGUCAAAAAAACUCUAUGAAUUUGUAUCCAAGGAAAAUGAAUUCUGUGAAAUUGCUAGUGCCCGAGGGAUUAUUUUUAAAUCGAAAGAUAAACUGAAAAAGUUUGAAGAAUGGUUCAAGAACGAAGAGAAGACAUCCCUCGCCCUCGGUGCAACUUAUAAGGCUUUUAGAUGUAAAUUAUAUCUUUAUAAUUUUAAGAAGGUCUUUGAUACACCUUAUUACAGCAAUCCCCGCUUUACCAAGGUGAACCCCAAAUUGAAGUUGAUAGCAGUUUCAAGGAAUUAUAGAGCGGUACACAGAGAAGCGAAUGAAGCACCAGCUCAUCUGGAACCAAACAAUGAGCAACCUUCCAUCCAACAGCAGAUUCGUGAACUCAAGCAUGACCGCCAACUGAUUGAUGGGCAUUUGAAUGAACUGCAGAAAGAGCUGGAUAGUGUGAAUGCAAGGAUUUUAGAACUUGUUGCGAAUCUACCAGAGUUGCAGGACAAUCUUACACGGUCAGAAAUGAUGGAAGUGUUGCUGCAUUGCUGCACCCAUGGUUCAAUCUUAUAAUAAUCAAUGGAUAGCAAUGGUUUGUGUUCUGCUAUGAUUAUAUCUGAAGUAUGCUUUUAUUUUUCCUAUCUAAAGCAGUUGUUUAAUUCUAAAAGAAAAAGAAAAUUGCUCCACCGAGAGAGCGUGGAGCAAUGAGUUCUGACAUGGAACUUGCCAAAACUCCGCAUAAUUUAUAGUCCAAAAUCCCAUUAGUAUAGUCACGGUGUCAGUUUCAAAAAAUGGACAUUACUCUGUUUCAGGUUGGUUUGUACUCACAUGCUGAAAACCAUGUAACAUAACCUAAAUUUUAGGUUUUUGAGUUCCCUUACCUUUUCUUUCUAACAGAACUUCUAUCAGUCUUUCACUCUUUCUCAUUUGGACUGCUACUCCUUUUUCUUCUGCACACAGUGACACAGAGACUCAUCAUGGUCUCACUUUCAACCACUCCAUCUGUCCAUCACAACCACCACCUUCUUCUUAUUCAUUGUUUAUAUUCAAGAUACAAAUGAACCAGUAAAUGAGCUGAGUUAAAAUGAUUUUCAAAAAAAUAAAUAAAUUUGUUUUCCUUUAAAUCUUUGUAUGAAAUGUCGAAUGUGUAUUAAAUUUGAUUGAUCAUGUUUUUCCCUGAUUGUAGAGUACAAACUUUGUUUAGGUAUACUAAGAGAACCUUUCUGAAUAUGGUGAUAUAUAUGUUUGUAUGAUCUUCUCUUGCUGGAUAUAUAUGUUUGUAGAUGGUAAGUUUUCUAUUGCAAUCUUUGACAAUGGAAAUGCUACCAAGAUGUAUAAGGUGCCGCAUGAUAUCAACAUGGUUGAAUAAUUGUUGAAAAUCUAGAAAUUACUAAAAGUCAGUGAACAGUAUCUUUUGUUUUGUCAACUAUCUGCCUUUAGUUGUCAGUAAACUAGAGUUCAUACCACUGUCCAUUUUCUAGCAUCUUAAAGUGUAAACAUGUCCCGGAAAAGUAGAACUUCGUCGUUUCUAAAUGCAAAUUGUUUCUUUAGCAUGUAAUAAACUAACUGCAAUUAAGUGUAAACUAUAAGUGUCUACAUAAUUAGAACAUAUUGCUUCUUUUGCAUGCAAAUUGCUUACUAAGAUCUUAACUUUCAGAACAAAUUAUUUAUUUUGCUUGAAAUAAUGUAAAGUAAUACAUGUGUUCGGUAGUUUGGAUAUGGGUUGUGACCUGUAAAGCUUUUGGAUUUCUGGUUUCUUGCUCUUUUACUUAUACCUCAUAUUGUUGUGUUGUUGAUUGGAUUCAUAUUUUGUUUUGACUGAACUUAUAGCUCUAGUUUCAGCAGAGCAAUUGAAAAUAUCAUCUUUGAUUUGACCGAAGGAAUCAAAUUAGAUUAUCUUUCCUGACUUGGUAAUUUACUAGCAUCUUGUACACUACAAUGGUAGUAUCCGGUAGUUUUGUGAUUAUGUAUCUGUUAAGUAUUUGAUGUUGGUUAUGAGAUUCUAGAAUGUUCUUAUUUUCUUUAAUUUGAAUGUUUGAGUUGUUCUAAUUGAAGUUUAUUUCUUGUUGAUCCUUGACUGUUGAAGUUCGUCUCUUGGCGCAGACUUGAGAUGGAAUGGAACUAUGGAAGUGCUGGUUUUUACUUUUUUUCUGUCGAGCUUUGAACAGUAUUUUACUUUGUUUAAACUUUUGAUGUUUACGUAUUGUUAGGAAACUUGAACUUUGAAGUAUAUUUCUUGUUUAUGUGAUUAUGUCAGCAGUAAAAGAACUUAAAAUAGUUAUCAAAUUUGGUGUAGUGU